UUUCAGGUGAAGCGCGCAGAUUUGAUUUGUUUAUUUAUUGUUACCAUCGGGUAGUGCGCAAGUGUGUAUGUUUACGUUGCUGCAUGUGCUGAAGAUUUCUUUGACUGUAAUUCCAGUCGGAUCAGAAGUGCUGAUGGAUGCGGAGGAAGGUAAUAUGGAUUCGCCCGGUUAUACUCCAAUGUAUCGUUACCAGUUUCGCGUGAUAUUGAUCGGUGACUCGACGGUAGGGAAAUCCAGUUUGCUUCGACAUUUUACAGAGGGAAAGUGUGCGGAAAUUUGUGACCCAACAGUUGGUGUCGACUUCUACGCCCGAAUGGUGGAGGUCAAACCAGGAUAUCGGAUAAAGCUGCAACUUUGGGAUACCGCUGGACAAGAAAAAUUCAGAUCGAUAACGCGUUCCUACUACCGUAAUUCGGUGGGUGUAAUUGUUGUUUAUGAUAUAACAAAUCGGUCAACUUUUGAUCAUGUUGCACAGUGGCUGAAAGAAGCAGAGCAGAAUGUUGGUGGUCCGCAGCCGAAUAACUGUGUUUUUCAGAUCAUUGGCCAUAAAGCUGAUCUAAAUGAUGAACGUCAGGUAAUGUACGAAGAAGGCGAAUAUUUCGCAAAAUAUAACAAAAUCAAAUUUUUGGAAACUUCAGCGGUUACGGGUGAAAAUGUGCAGGAGUCAUUUAAAAUGAUUGCGCGAGAAAUCUGUGACCGAAUUGAGAAUGGGCAGUUACGUGUAGUUGAUGGUUGGGAAGGUAUUCGAAGUGGCAUGAUGCGUACGAAGUCAAUAACAUUAUCGGAAAGUUCUGAUGCACCGUAUUCAACUUGUACAUGCUAACUACUCCGUAAUGUAUUUUUCUCAGUAUCAAUAUAAUAGCUGCUAUGUAUAGCCAUUCAAUUGCGAUUAAUACCUUUUCAUGGUUGAUAUUUCCGAUAAUCAUUCUGAUUAUCACUGCGUUUUCCAAUGUAAGUGAUCUUUGAAAAUGUGAAAGCAAUACCAUACAAUAUAUUAAGCCUUCGAAGAAAUUCAGAUAACUUAUUAGUUAAUGAGAUACAUAUAAAACAG
This is a messenger RNA of Loa loa (African eye worm), 1051 nucleotides long. RefSeq names its product RAB-39 protein. NCBI's taxonomy places the organism in Eukaryota, Metazoa, Nematoda, Chromadorea, Rhabditida, Onchocercidae. The record is from RefSeq and is a predicted model, not a curated record. Bases 68 to 823 code for a protein of 251 amino acids. Gene Ontology annotation, molecular function: GTPase activity; GTP binding. The transcript has 5 exons. Gene Ontology annotation, cellular component: Golgi membrane.